CGCUGACUGAUGAAACAACUUCCGGUUACGAAAAAUAUCAAAAAGUAAUUUCGUUUUAAACAUUUUGAUACUGCACUUUUAAGACGAUGUGUUAACAACUUUAAAACUGGUAAACAAAAAUCUGCUAAUCAAGAUGACUGACAGGACAGGGGUUGGCCCUCCACGUGUGCUCAACUGGACUGCCAUCCAAAAUGAUGAAAGACUUCGGGAACAACUUCAAAGUGUUUUAAACAAUGUGGGUCAAAGUGGCAACAGACAAACAAGUGCAAUAAACAAUCCCAUCUCAGAGCAAGGCAUGCCAAAUACUGUGAUUGACAUGUCAGGUGGACAGGCAACUGGAUUAGGCCAGACCUCCAAUGCCCAAAACCACACCCACUCACAUAGCCACACCCCUAAUGAAGCUAGCCAUGACCAUUCCCAUGCUAACAACCAGGGAGAAGAUCAAGGAGCAAUGGGUGGGGCCAGUGAAUUGAGUAGCCAGCAACUAAAGCUACUCUGGGUUUUCCUACAGAAGGGCCUGCCAUUCCUUUUACUGCUUCUUGCCAAGGUUCUUUAUAACCAUAGAUUAGGCAUCCUUGUGUGUAUUGGGCUGUUUGGUACCUACUGGCAUGCUAACACAGCUAUUAAGAAACAGAUUGCACACAGGGCUAGGGAAUCAACUACGAAAACAGUACUUACCACACUUUGGCUUGUGACAUUUAUUAGUGGAAAUAUAUUCUUUAUCUACUAUGUGUUUGAGGAUCAACAACUGUAUAGGAGUUUAUAUUUCUUCCCCCCUAAUAUGGAGGAGUUACCAGAACUAGAUAUGUGGACCUUGCUUUGGGUGGUGGGAAUGACAGAUUUUGUGGCAAAAUUUGGCGGAAUGAUCAUAAAAUCUCUAAUAGCUGCCAUGCCUGUUCAGUGCAUGCCUUAUAAAGCCAGAGGGAAAUACUACCUAAUGGUGGAAGAGACUGUUCAGUUCUAUAGAUGCCUGACCCCCAUCACCCCCUGGUAUCUUACCCUAGUGAACCCUACCCAUGGGGGACAGUGGUUCGCAGCAUUGCUAAUAGUCAUAUACACAGUACUCAAGUCUAUGUCACUAUGGAAGAGACUUCUGCAUUAUAAGAAAACUAUACAAAAAUUCCGUUCAGAUUUGAGCUAUGGCAUGACAGUUAAGGAAAGUGACUUAACUGAGCAACAGUGCCCCAUAUGUCAAGACAACUAUAGCCAACCUGUUAAACUCACAUGUGGGCACAUAUUCUGUGAAGACUGUGUCUGUCUCUGGUUUGAUCGGGAGCGUACAUGUCCAAUGUGCCGAGCAAAUAUUGUAGAUGAUCCAAUAUGGCGGGAUGGAGCGACAAGUGCUGCCAUCCAGUGGAUCUCAUACUAAAUAAAAGGAAAUGGGUCUAUGAUUCUACUAACUUUUCUGUUUAUAUAUUAAAUUCCUUGGCCUCACGUAGAAAAUUUUAAAGAGAAAACACCACAACGGACUUGCAUGUCUGAACACUUUUUCUCAAUUCCAAUUUUCUUCUCUCCCAUUGACUCACAUGUAAAGAAACUUUGAAAUGUGAACACUUGCUAACUGAACACUUUUGGCCGGUCCCAAUGGUGUUCAGAUUUAACAGGU
Messenger RNA from Owenia fusiformis, 1606 nucleotides. Lineage: Eukaryota; Metazoa; Annelida; Polychaeta; Sabellida; Oweniidae. The record is from the annotation of a GenBank genome assembly.